AUGUCCUCUAACCUCUUAGACUGGAAAUCCUCUGCAUUCAACAGAUCUCCUACACUUAAUGGCAUUGAAGAGUGCAAGGCUCUACUUCCUUGCCCUGAACAUCUCAAUUCAAUUGCUGGACACGACCGUCGCUGGAACUCUGCGCUCUUAUCUUUGGUUACGCACGGAUUCCACAGUGAUGAUGGGCAUCUAGAGCAGACAAACGGCUUUCACGCACUGACUAGCCAACACUAUCUCACCGGGUAUUCUAAAACUCAGCCAGCUACAGAGCAGGACAGGUUAAAGAAUUGGCGGGCUCGAGCGACUCAUGCAGAGCAGAUCUUGCACACUAUAUUUGACCUGGCAAGUUGCACCGCCUUAGAUAGGUUGACGGGUGGUUCAACAAUUGUCCUGCAUCAUCCUGGCGCUACAUCUCCAGGCUUGGACGUCUCUCCUGAAAACCUCAAGGCUGAAGUUUAUGUCAAUCCCAAAGUGCUCUUGGACCAUCACGAGCUUCACUCGGUCAUCGCUCAAAUUUCUCAACUCUUUAUCGCUGACUAUGCGACACCUUUAGCCCGAGCCUUUGCAGAAAAUCGGAUUCAGAACAAUUGGAACAGCAGUGGCUCUCAAACGCCUUCGAAAGGCAAGACAACAUCGAAAGGCAAAGGGCGAGCCGAUGUCAUGCCUCUUGUUCCCUCACCCGUCUCACCAUCAUCAACGCACUUCACUUUUCAUGGACGUCCUCGAGGCUCUUUAGAAGGUCUCCUGAGUUCAGGCUCCAUCUUAUCAUACGUGCCCGUCUACGAUGGCAGAAUCACGUGGAAGCCAACUCAGAUCCGACUAACGCAUACUCGGGAGAGUGUCAGCACGAGUCAUCUGGUCCCCAAAGAGGAGCCGAGUCGGAGGAUUGCCGUACAAGCAGCGAGUUCCUCGAGCAGUGACCAGGGUAAGAGACGUCACCCUCCGUCAAACAGCGACAAUAGACGUUACCCUCCGUCGAACAGCGACGAUAGACGUUACCCUCCAUCGAACAGUGACGAUAGACGUUACCCUCCUCCAAUGAGUGACCAGGCUCAGAGAUGUUACCCUCCUGCAACUCCUACAAAGGGCAAAAGCGCAUCCUUUGGAUGGUCUCUACCCACACCCAUCACACCCAUGUUGAUCGCUGCUAGGUCCCCCUCUGAAUCACGGCAAUAUAACGUGCCGACACUUCUUCCUUAUGGGACUGAAACGGAGGCAGUCCUAGAAGAGCUAGGCUACCCGGAUCAUUUUCAUCGGGUCUGCAUAUCAAUCAGCAAAGAUUUCCUUCCGAAGCGGUGGAUUAUGAAAUUGCAGGAGCUCGCUGAGAUUUCGGGGGAGCACGCGGAGGCCAUCGGGAAUGCUAUGUUGACUGAUUCUCAGCAACUGACAGAGCGGCGACAGGCUAAGCGCCUCGAUGAGGACCAAGAAAUUCAGGCCGUUCUAAAUUACAUUCAUGCGAAGGCCACAGAGUUGGCGUCGAAGUUCAAACAACCUCGACGCCGCUACCUUGAGCGGUUGUCACUCGGUUCUGUUAUCCACCGCCGCAAACACAACAAGACAAGUGCCUGGCAUGCUUAUAUGCACUUCAAAGGCAUCGAGAACAAUGCCAAUAAAAGUUUCAGUGAGAAGUCGAACAUAGCCGAUCUCGUCAAGGAAAAAACGGACUACCACCGCCUUACCACUGAGGAGAAGGAACAGCUUAUAAUUGACUUUGAUAAAGUCAAAAAGAGCUCUCAGGAUCGUCCUCCAAAUAUCACCGCUAAAUCGCGUUCUGCUGAAUGUUCCCGGAGUUUCCAGUUUGUGAGAGAAGAGCUCGAAGCUCUCAAGGAACGCGUUGGCGCUGAAGCUUUCAUCGUUAUGGUUCGUGGUGUUUCCGACUUCACCAUGGUGCCGAAGGCGUUCUUCACAAGCCCCGCGGCUGAACACUUUGUUCGUCUAUAUCUACGCAAGGACAUCGCGCAAAUGGCAACCGACUUCGAGAGCACAAUACUGGCCAAUGGCCUCAUUAUGAACACAGCUGCUAAUCAUCGACAGCGUGUUGCUAAUGCGAAGGCUGCCAUUCGAAAUGGUCUUCGUGUAUCACUUUGCGAAGUGACGAAUAAUCCAGCGGCAGUAAUGGAAUUCAAAUGCUAUAAUGAUCUUGUCCAGCGCUACCAUGUUAAGCUCGUAGGAUGGAACCACCCCUACUGGGCCAAUCCCUCUGACCUGAAAGGUGGCAUCGAGAGCCUCGAGAACGUGGUCCUUGCGAUUCAGGCCAAUACCUGUAAGUUUGUAACAAUAACACCACAGGAAGCCAAAGAGCGGAUGCGUCGUAUCAAGGAUGGAGAGACUCUCACUCCUGAUCUCGAGCCCUCUCUCGCUCCUGAUAUCGAGCCCUCUCUCGCUCCUGAUAUCGAGCCCUCUCUCACUCCUGAUAUCGAGCCCUCUCUCACUCCUGAUAUCGAGCCCUCUCUCGCUCCUGAUAUCGAGCCCUCUCUCACUCCUGAUAUCGAGCCCUCUCUCACUCCUGAUAUCGAGCCCUCUCUCACUCCUGACCUGGAGCCCUCGAUGCCACCCAACUUGCCCACUCCCAAUUUGACACAGCCGGCCAACAUUUGUGUGGCUUCGUCAGAGCCUUAUGUGCGCCCCUCCUCAUUCACAGAUGAAAUGGUGGAUCCCGCGCUUCGUGCGCUUGAUCAUGGUAAAUAUUUAUAA
This is a messenger RNA of Suillus clintonianus, 2694 nucleotides long. RefSeq lists its product as uncharacterized. The transcript has 8 exons. The record is from RefSeq and is a predicted model, not a curated record. NCBI's taxonomy places the organism in Eukaryota, Fungi, Basidiomycota, Agaricomycetes, Boletales, Suillaceae. The coding region runs from base 1 to 2694 and encodes 897 amino acids.